CGCAUGAAAUGCUGCGUAAUUACCAGAUCCUUUUUAUCCCUCUUGCUCUCUCAACAGAAAGACCACGGCAGCCUUCGGCCAGUCCCUCCAGUAACAACAACAUCCGCCGGACUUCCUCUCUGGACACCCUCACAGCCCCCUACCUCUCGGGACACUGGCCUAGGGACAGCCACGGCCAGUGCGCACCCUGCAUGAGGGACAAAGCCACACAGACUCCCAGCGCCUGGGCAGAAGAAUGUUCCGAAAAGAAGAAAGGCUCUCACAAGCGCUCGGCUUCCUGGGGCAGUACCGACCAGCUUAAAGAGAUCGCAAAGUUGCGCCAGCAGCUGCAGCGCAGCAAGCACAGCAGCAGACACCACCGCGACAAAGACCGCCAGUCCCCUUUCCAUGGCAACCACGCGGCUAUUAACCAAUCACAGGCUCCCAUUCCAAAGAGCGUUCUGAUUCCUAUUCCCAUUUCCAAGUCGUCUGUGUCCAGAUUCAGGAACAGCGUGGAGGGCCUCAACCAGGAAAUCGAGCGCAUCAUCAUCAAGGAGACAGGGGAGAGAGAUGAGCAGCUCAUUGCUUCUCUCUCCCCUCCCCCUGCCCUCCAGCCCCAGGACAUCCCCGAUGGGCACCGCGCCCCGCCCCCCCUGCCGCAGCGCAGCAGCAGCACGCGCAGCAUCGACACGCAGACCCCCUCCGGGGCCGACCGCAGCAGCGACAGCAGCAGCCGCUCGCAGUCCGUCUCGCCCACCUUCUUCACAGUCUCCAACGAGGGCAGCGAGGAGAGCCCCUGCCCCGCCGACGACCUGCUCACCGACGGCAGGGAGAAAGACUGCGGAACCAGCUCGCCCCUGCCCAAGUACGCCUCCUCCCCCAAGCCCAACAACAGCUACAUGUUCAAACGCGAGCCUCCCGAGGGCUGCGAGAGGGUGAAGGUCUUCGAAGAAACUCCGCCCAGGCCACAUCAUGAAAUCCCCCAGUUCUACUGUCCAGACAAGAACAAAGUGAACUUCAUUCCCAAGAGUGGCUCGGCCUUCUGCCUGGUGAGCAUCCUCAAGCCCCUGCUGCCCAAACCGGACUUGACAUUCAAGAGCUCUGGCCACAGCCUGUCCGUUGCUUCGGCCCACACCCCCGGUGUGGUACCGCCCAUCAGCAUGGUGACGCUUCCUAGCAACGGGGAGCAGGAGCGUGUCUCCCGGGGGACCAGUACAGCCAGCCAGCAGCCUUCCCUUCCCAGGCACAUCGAGGAGCCCGAGAGCUAAACCAACUAAGUGCCACCUUUAGGCGGACUAGGGGAAUACAUUUCAUCAGCAUUUGCCUCUCCUUUUUCCAAACGUGACGCGCAUUACUUGAUCGGACACGCUCCUCUGGAUGGAAGAUUCCAAGGCUCUCUGCAGUUUGUCCAUCCCAUAACCAGGGAGAGAUGGAGGACAGUGCUAACAUGGGAGAUGGUACAGAACAGGCAUGGGGCCUUUCAGAGGGCAUCAUCCAGUGCAUGACAGCCGUGCUAGGCUCCCUGGUGCGAGCACAACACGACACAUGAUUGGUCGUCCUGCGGUUUUAACGCCAACAAAGAUGCUGACUGGGAUGUGCAUUUUCUAGUCGCUCUUUGAAGUGCAGCCUUUCAGAAAUCGUGUUACUAGCAGCAGAAAUUGCAACAAUUUCAAUAGACAAAUUGAGAUUCUAGAAGACCAAGAAAUACACACACACACACAGAUUAUCUUAUUUUAUUACUGUUAUAUUAGGGCAUUCAUUGGAUCUGUUUGGCUUUGGUUGUGAACUGCAUAACAUUAUAUUCAGUUUCUUUGAUAACUGCUUUGCAUUAGCAGUUUUUCUUAAUCAUGCAGCUCAGUCACAGAACAGCUGGAAUGAGACGUGUUUCAGCUAUGAAAUAAAGAUGGAAGGAGCUAAACAAAUGUGCUUGACCCCAUAGUCUGGUUCACUGUACCUCUGGGCUUUGUUCUCCUUCCUGCAGAGAGAAGGCUACACAGAAGUGUGCAAAAAUGUCUGUGCUUUGCUGUUGUUACACACCUCUGCUGUGAAGUUGCUGUCAGUGCUGGGAACAUACAAUAUCUGCCGGCUUUAAAAAUGUAGAAUGGUAUCAGUCCAAAAGACGUUCUCCAAGCUGACAGGGAAAGACAGGGCAAGUGAAGGCUUAAUGUAGACUCUUUAACGUGUUGUAAAUGUGCGUGCUGUUCUGUUUGUUUUCUAGACUGAAUGGAAAAGCGAUACACUCCUUGACACAAUGGAUUAAAAAACUUGUCGAUAUCAAAAAAGACAAUCCUUCUAUACCCUUCUAUAAGGCAUCCUCCGCAAAAACAUCGCACCACACUUUAGAUGUCUUAAUGUUCAAAUCAGGGAUCUAAUUUUAACAGAGAUAAGACCCAGAGGGUUCUUGUGCUUGUUUCUGUGGCUCAUGAGAACUGCCUUCACUGUGGGGGAAUUACUAACAUGAGAGGACAGAGAAUGUCUGGUUUUUACAGCCCUCACCUCACAAAGCCUUUUCGUUUUGGGCUGUGACUGACUACAGUUACAAUCAAAUCAAAAGUGAGUGUUUCAUUUCAGGGAAAGAAGGGAGGAGUGUUUAUAGGCUUAAAUUGAUGAGCUGGAAAUGCGCACAUUUUCUCAGGUGUCAGAAACUGAUACUCCCUUUUUUCCUUUUUUUAACAAGCAAGUAAAAUUGAGAAUCUGUGUUAAUGAGAUACUUGGACCAAAACAAUUGAUGGUUUUACAAUCAUCAUAAGCAAAGGGCAAUACGUGUUUCCUUCUCUAGCCUCAGCUCUUGAGAAAUCGGCUUAUUUUCAUUUUCACUACACGCCAAUGGAGUGAAACAGCUGGCGUACUUUUACAAAGCACCUGGUUUCACCCAGUUGUCAUCACCUUGAAUCUCACAGCUUAAAAAGCUAAAGAUGUUUAAAGUGUAAAUUUAAGAAGUGACAUCCUGUUACAUUAAGGAUUCCCAGCAGAAAUAGCUAAUAAAACUUAAACAGUAAACCUAUACGUUCAAAUUUGUAUCAGGUGGCUGUUUCUGGGUAAUUUUAAUUACCCCGAUUGCUUGUAAAUCCUCCAGCAAAUUGGGAUUUCCUUAUAUGAACAAUAAACAGUUUUAAAAGGCAAUUGCGUUGAGCUGAGCUGAAGAUUAAUCUGCUCUUUCACUGUCUCUCCUGUUCCAACUCAAGGUAUUAGUAGUCUUUUAUAGUUUGACACAGUCGCCUAUUCAGUACGUUCAAAUUAAAUUGUAAACUCCUAUCUACAGACUUUUCCUAAAGCUCGUCUUCUUGUACCUUCCUGCACAAGACAGAAUUUCAAAAUAAGCUUUUGUUACUGCCAUGUCAAAACUGAAACACCUGCAAGCUUUAUCCAAGUUGAAAUAGGUAAAGAUAUGUCUUCAUCUUUCUGCCAUUCUGGAUACUUAAUUGUCACAUUUGUAAUUCUAGCAUGAGGAAUGUGUGUUUGAAAGAUGAUGAGCAACAGAAUUUCAGGUGGUUGUUACUGCGUUGGUUCUCCACUUGUAUUAUUCCCAAACCACUUAGUCAACAAAGAAACUGUCAGAGGCGAUUGUAUGAGAUGGGAAAAGAGAGUAGGGGAGAAAGACAAAAAAAAAGUACACCUAGAGAAUUACAAUGGCAAUAUGGUUACGUUUGGGACUUCUAAUGCUAGGAUAAAGAUGCAGGUGUGUCCAGCUCAAACACAAUGCAGGUUCCACAAGCCCGUGAGUGUGUUCAGACAGACAGUGGUCACAGGAGCCUGACCUGCACUCACAUCUCACAGGCAGAUUUCAGCCACGUUGGGCGUUUGUGCAGUUUGGCGUCACAUUUGCCUUAUUUUGUAAGAAAAGCAAUUCCCUUUUCCUGCAGUUACUUGUGCAGCUUGAAGGAUUGUACUGUCCUCUCACAUUUCCGUAACGGACAGUUUCUAAAUUACACAUGUAAUAGAAGGGGGUACGCAUUUAAUAAUUCAAGUGUUUCAGACUUUCUGUUUUUUUGGACCUUCCUGGGACCUUAAAAUUCAGAAGGAAAUGUUCUAAGCUUCAUGACAAGUACCAGAAUAAAUGAUCUCAGUUUUUGAUAACUUUCUAAGCUUGUUAAAUUAUUGUUAUGGUAAAUUAGUUUUGUUUAAGGGAAACUAUUUGUACUCGAUUUAAUUAAAAACAAUAGCAGGAAAGACUACCAUUGUCUUCAUUUUUUUCUUGCAUGGCCCAACCACUUUCCUGGACUGCCUGAUCUCCUACUUAAUAACUUUUAACUUAAAUAACAGGAAAAUAUGAGCAUUUCUGUCUAAACUUGAAAUACAAUUCAGAUACAGUGUAAUACGGGGGUGAUCAGCUUUUGUCUUGGAGAACCACAAUCCGGUAGACGUUUUGGGUCAACCUUAAAUCAUCAAAGCAGUUUUGUUGUGACGGCUUAGGCGAUACCGUACGUACAGUGAAGUAGUUUUGAGAUUACUUGAAGUGAAAAGCUCUCAUGGACAACUACUGACCAUUCCAGACUUUACCAAUUGGUGUUGGUAAACUGAGCGAAUCUUGCAUAUGUUCACGUUCUUGACAGUUUGUUGAUUUAAGAGUUUCCUAUAAAACUUGAGGGACUGGGACUCUCCUGAAUGAAGGUUGACCACCCCUGCUGUAGUAUACAAUUUUGAGAUGCCUUAAGACGCAGUCCCUUUUCUGAAUGGGAAGAGAUCUAAAACCAGCUUUUCACUGGGAAAAGAAGAGGCACGUUUUUAAACACAGUUGAAGGGUUAAUGGGAAUUGUUGCAUCUGGAGAACAGGGACAGAUUUCACCCUGAGGUGAAUGAAUCUUGUGUGGCAGACAGCUAAAGGCCUGAUCUUUGCAAGGAUGUUUUGCGAGGCUAAGGAGCUUUUCCUUUAACAUGAGUUGAUCUUACAGUUGGGUGCAUCACACCACUCUUUUUCAUCGCCUGCCCAAUGACAAGACCUACAGUAUAGAUCGUGUAAAAUCACCUACUUCUCACAACCAGAAAGCCAUUCCUUUAAACAUAUCAUUAGUUCAACUACAAAUUUAAUUAACUUAGACAAAAAAAUAAACUGUUGCAAACACUGGGUUUAGGAAAAUACAUAAUUUCAGCACUUUUGGAUUUUAGCGAGAUGAAUCAUUCCUUUAUUUAUGACAAUGUGUGUGGUUUAACUUCUUUGUUGUUGCUUUCUACAGUACUCUUGUCCUCCUGGUCAUGCGGACUGUGAUUACUGCCUUAAAAAACUGCAAAGGACUGACAUCAAAAACUGAUUGGUUCAUUCAUGAAAUUUCUAUACUAUAUCUAUGAGGUAUUUGUAUUUGGCAGAGCUAGCGGUGUUGCUUGAUUUGUUUUUUUCCCAGAAAUAUUUCUUUGUUAAAGGGUGCACUUUUCAAUAAUUCUUAGGAAUUGUCAUGUGUAAAUAACUGACAUAUCAGGUUGCAUUUUAAAAUAUUUCAGCUGAUAUUAGAGCAAAGUACUGAAAGCUUUUUUUGAUGACGCUGAAUCCGUUUUGACUAAUUUUUUGUAUUUCAUGAAUUGACUGCACUUUUUAUAUAAAAGCAAUACACUGUUAAUCUUUCUUAGGCUUUCUACUAUUGGAGAUAAUUGAAAAGCGGCGUGACCAUAUUGAUACAGGCAGACAAAUGGAAUCAACAAUAAGAUAGUAUAUUUAUUUAAUAACUUUUCAUAGCCAUCAGUCAGAACAUGAUAGCACUCACGUAAUAGUGUGAUUCUUGUUCUCAAUCCUUGUCUAUUAGCUGACAUAGUUGUAGUCAAAUCUAAAAUGCAAAAUGUUUUUCUUAGAACUAACUAAAAAUAUACAAUACUUUUGUAUACAAAAGGAAUCCGUGGUCAAACUUUCAGUUUCCUGAAAUGUAAAUGCAAUGUUGUAAUUUACCAUUUUUUCUAAAGGUGUAAUGCUAACUUUACCUUUGGAUGAAUAUGAGAGGACUGGAGAUUGAAUAAGUCUCAGAAGUGUACUAUGUGACAUACAUGAUGCAGAUUGAUAUGGAAAAAUCCCCUGGACUUGUCCCGUUUUCUUUGUUUCUACUUGUAGGAAUCUUUAAAAAAAAAAGUUCUGAAAUGUUUCACUUUGAAACAGGAUUACUAGCUUUGGAUUUCAAAAUGUAAAGGUUGAUCAUGUUGAUUUGAAUUCUGUUGUUGGAAGAGCAGGUGUUUCAUGUCUAUUUUGUUCUGUCAAGUUUCUGUUUAAGUUCAAGAACCUCUGCUCCACUUGAAAACAUAAUUCGGAGUAUGUUCAUUCGGAGGUGGUGUAUUUAUGCAUUGUGAUGUUGGGUGUCUUAAGUUACUUUUGCAAUUCUUGCGUCUACUGUCGGGACACAGGAAAUGGAUAGCAGACAUUAGAGGAAGUUAAGUGAUAUUUAGAGGAGGGAAGAAGAAUUUCCUUGUUGAUAUUGGUCUUGGAAGACCACAGCAGAAACAUGGUAGUGGUCAGUGUAGACUUUGAAGUAACACGGGUGUCGUUUUAUUAGAAGUGGUGUCAAAUUAUAAGAAGCAUGUCCACUUUGUCAGAGCGUGUUGUUGAGGCGAGCAAGUCACACGGCUGACGAUUUGUGGCACAGGAACUCGUGAGAAUUGCCUGGCCACAGCUGUAGCGUCUCCAGCAGUAGGGCAACAAAGUCUUGAAGUCCUGGUGUUGUCACAGAUGUCAGCUCCUUGGUUGACCUGCCUGUUCUGAUUCACCUAUCCCCUCCCCAGUGUAAAACAGUGGCUGUUUUUAAUUAGUUGUGGAAGGGUACAGGCAAAGGUUUAUUGAGUUUACCCUGGAGAAAUGUCAGUUUAAUCAUUGGGAAAUGAAUUGGAAAGAUGAGAGUACAUCGUCUCUGCUUGUUGAUAUCUGCAAAGGAGACACGUAGCACAUUGGAAACUUUUGCUAUUAAUCUUGAGAAAAAUGUCUCAGAGUAUAUGUGCAUGUAUGCUUGGAUGGCACUGAGUAGCCCAGAUUUCAAAACUCUGGCAGAUCGCAGUAGACCGUUCAAGUACCAGGAGAUGUUCAUAUGGAGAGAGUGAUGCACAGAAGCACAGGACCUCUUGCCAGUUGAGUCGAGAUGUGUGAAAUGAACAGCAGUAUCGACUGGAGUAGGAGCUGUGGCCUCUUGACAGAAGCCCACUGAAUGAAACAGCACCCUACCCAAUUCUUAGGCUUUGCCUUAUAUUCAGAAAGCAUUUUGUCCACAGACAAGCGCACAGCAGGUGGUUGAAAGAGAAAGUGGGCCACUGAAAUGUGCAGGACAGUUUAGAGCUAAUUAAAACUGAUACUCUCCUCCAAUAAAAGUGCUUAAAGACUUUUACUGCUUUCCAUCAGUCAGUUUUCUAGCUGAAAGUAAAGUGAGUGCAAGUGAAUCACAGUAGUUAACAGUAGCCUGGUGGAUACAGUUUAAAUGGGAUGAAAAUGAGAGGAAAUCUUUUUACAUUCUUCUACUGUGCAUUUAUUGGGCAAAAUCAGUUAUGUGACAUCGAAGGUCAUACACAGAGUAACAGUGCAAAAGACUGCUUAAACCAGACACCAUUUUGACUGUCUGAAUUUGAACUGUACUUUAGAGGUAAGGCUGCUUUUUAAUGAGGUAGAAUAAGUCAGAGAAGAAGUACUCGUUUUAUCAAAGAGUAUUUUAUUCUUUUUGUUAUUAAGCUAUGAAGAUGUGCUUUAAAGAACACAAACGUGUACUUGAACAGUCCUGUUCUUUCUGUCCUUAGCUGUGUUAAAAGGGGUUGGGGCUUUUUCUCACUGCUUGUUCAUGGAUGUCUGUCAACAUUUCAGAAAAACAAAGACAAAAUUCAAAAGGCCCAUUCGUUUCUUACUUCUUGUGACUGCUUCCGUAGUUCUGCUCUCAGGAAUGUAUAAAAUACAACAUUUCGUUCCAAUGAGUGUACAAUAAUGUAUUCAAUUUUAUCACCGUUAUCUAUAUAUCGCUCCCUAUAUAUAGAUAUACUGUUCAGGCACGGCAGUAAUGACAGCUCUUCAACUUUUGCAUGUUUCAAAAUCUAAAGGAAAAAAAUAGUAUAUGCAGAAAUAGUAAAAAAGGAUGUAGUUAUGUAUAUUUUCUAAAACACAUUUUCUAACUUAGGAAUUUGUGUAACAAACUUCGUUUUCUCUCUUUCCAAACAAAUCAGACUUGGUCACUGUCACGUAUCAGACUGUUAUAAAUGGCUGUAAAUGGAUAACUAUUUUUUUCUGUUUUCUACAGUUUUUUUUUCAGUUUCUUUCCUGAUAUGAACCCUGGCUUUGUCUGUAUUUGAAAAAACAGAAUAAAAUUGCACUUGCUCCUAAUUUUCACUUC
Lepisosteus oculatus (spotted gar) is the source of this 8255-nucleotide messenger RNA. Lineage: Eukaryota; Metazoa; Chordata; Actinopteri; Semionotiformes; Lepisosteidae. The record is from RefSeq and is a predicted model, not a curated record.